Patiria miniata (bat star) is the source of this 1444-nucleotide messenger RNA. RefSeq lists its product as uncharacterized. The record is from RefSeq and is a predicted model, not a curated record. Lineage: Eukaryota; Metazoa; Echinodermata; Asteroidea; Valvatida; Asterinidae. The transcript is spliced from 2 exons. Bases 33 to 665 code for a protein of 210 amino acids.
CAUUUGUUCCCAGUCCAUCUGGUUUAAAGGACAUGUCCGUUGAUCUUGGACCUGAUAGGACAUCAUCACGAGAAAGUGGUGCAGAGCUCCCUCCCGAUGACCUGAGUGAGACAAAGCUGCAACCUAAACCAGUAACCUGGGCUAGCAAAAUACCAGAUGAGUUUGGUAAUCCAGAUAACUGCCACUUGGAGGCAGAACCUAGUAUGAUGGCUGAAGAAAGCAACUUGCCACUAUCCACAGACAAAAGUGCGACCCAGAGUGAGUGUCCCAGCCCUAUACUCGAUAGUCUUCCCGAAGCUGACGAACUGACACCCCAGUUCGGUAGCGAGGUAGACAUCGGUGCCGAAGUUGAAGUUGGCACCUGUGGCUCUCCAGAUGCAAGUAGUUUGCCUGAAGCAGAGGUUCCUGUACCAGGGAUGUAUAUCCCUGCUGGGGAUCUCUCUAGGGAAACUGCUACUACAGGACACAGCAGUGAGAGUGAGGUGAAUGGAUCGCGACCCUCAAGAGAGCGGAGACCCCCAAGGCGGUUCACUUACGAAGUGCUUGGCCAGCCAGUGACUCAUCAGUUGCAGGCAGGUGUUUGGAGUCACUGGAUCCCAGAAUUUAUUAUUCCUACGUUCCUCACUGCAAGGAAGAGUUGCAUCGGGACGCUGCAACACGUUUAGGAGGAGGGAUGUGUAGCCCGUGCGGUACGCUGAAGUGCGCCCUCAAGCGGUUAUGAGACGCGCGUGUACUGUAACCAUGGAAGGCGCCAUGUUCGCACAUGUUUUGGCGAAAUUCCCGCAGUGAAAUGCCAAGAUUCUUGCUAAAAGUCAACUGUUAGUUUGACAUUGAUUGAAAUCCUACAGCUUGUGGCUCUCAGUCACAGUCUGGAACUCUGCUCCACAUCUUGAGUGGAUCAAGCCGUUGGUGACUGGACUGGCCACAUGUGAGUUUACACAUGUUACAUCUUCACAAGGACAGGAAUUACAUGUAUGCUGUCUGCAUUGGGUGAACUACCGUAGGAGCAUCCCUCACAACAGUCUAUCUCCAAGCAGGAGGGAUCUUGUGAAGGAACCGUUUACUGUGUAGCGUAUACAUGUACAGUGACGUUGAACUUCUGUGGUUUCACCGGAACUCCACGAAGUGAAGAGAACUGAACUGACUAGUCAAUCAACAUUUUUGGAUUGGGACUUGAUUGCCUUAGAGUGACAUCAAGAGUCUCAAAUAUCCUUGUUUGAAUAUAUUUAGGGCCCUAAUAUUGUCUGUAUACCGGUAUUUUUGUUUUUUUGUCAGAAAGAUAAAUGGUUGUUUAUUCAUAAAGUGUCAUUGUUGACCUAAACAUUUACAUGUAGGCCUACUUAAAGUUUUUCUUGAUUAUCAUCAUCAGCGCUGGUGUUAUAGAUUUUUGAUCUAGAGUUCCGUCCAAGUUUUCAAAUUAAAGAUUUUCUAGUUCAGUACAAUU